GCCAGAGAAGAAGGAGGAGAUGGAGGAGGAGAAGGAGGAGAAACACCAAACCUUCAUGGAGAAAUACGAGAAGCAGAUCAAACGCUUCGGGAUGCUCCAGCGCUGGGAUGACUCUCAGAAGUAUCUGUCUGACUAUCCUCAUCUGGUCUGCGAGGAAACGGCGAAUUAUCUGGUCAUCAUGUGCAUCGAUCUGGAGGUGGAGGAGAAACACGCUCUCAUGGAGCAGGUGGCCCAUCAGACCAUCGUCAUGCAGUUCAUCCUGGAGCUCUCCAAGAGUCUGAAGGUCGAUCCGCGCGGCUGCUUCCGCCAGUUCUUCACCAAAAUCAAGACCACAGACCAGCAGUAUCAGGACGCCUUCAACGACGAGCUGGAGUCCUUUAAGGAGCGAGUGCGCGGACGAGCCAAGAUCCGCAUCGAGAAAGCCUUGAAGGAGUAUGAGGAGGAGGAGCGGCAGAAGCGCCUGGGUCCCGGCGGCCUGGAUCCAGUGGAGGUGUACGAGUCGCUGCCUGCGGAGAUGCAGAAGUGCUUCGACGAUAAAGACAUUCAGAUGCUGCAGGACGCCAUCAGCAGGAUGGACCCGACGGAGGCCAAACACCACAUGAAGCGCUGCAUCGAGUCGGGACUGUGGGUCCCGAACGCACGAGCGGACGAAGAGGGAGAGAAAGAUAAAGAGGAAGGCGAUGAGCCGCAGUAUGAGGAAGUGAAGAAAGAAGAGCAGUGACCCCUGACCCCGCCGGACCCCAGAGCCAUCUGAUGAGAUCAGUGCUGAAGCAGAUCCUGAGCACGUCUCUCUCUUCUCUCAUCAUCACUGUUUGUUAUUCAUGCAGUCUUCUGUAGACACUCUCCCAGCGCUUCCGCUCUCUUACGCCAUCCUCACGCUCAUCUAAAGCCAGAUUGUGUGUUUUGGGUUUGAUUAGCCGUUACUCACAGGUGAAUGAAGAUCUGCAGUAUUAUAGAUAGAGGAGACAGUCCAGAUGAAUACUAAUAAUGAACUGAUUUAUUUGUUGGAUGCUGGUCUCUUUUUGUUCAUAUGAUUCACACUGCUCUGUUAGUGCUGUAUGUUCAGUUUGUAUCAGAAUAAAGUUGUGGGCUGAUGGGAAA
Molecule: messenger RNA, 1101 nt
Organism: Sinocyclocheilus anshuiensis
Lineage: Eukaryota; Metazoa; Chordata; Actinopteri; Cypriniformes; Cyprinidae
Product: hsp90 co-chaperone Cdc37-like
Exons: 6
Coding region: 20-721 (233 amino acids)
Biological process (GO): protein stabilization; protein folding
Cellular component (GO): cytoplasm
Molecular function (GO): heat shock protein binding; protein-folding chaperone binding
Source: RefSeq, a predicted model, not a curated record